Branchiostoma floridae (Florida lancelet) is the source of this 3552-nucleotide messenger RNA. RefSeq names its product sialate O-acetylesterase-like. The record is from RefSeq and is a predicted model, not a curated record. Gene Ontology annotation, biological process: carbohydrate metabolic process. Lineage: Eukaryota; Metazoa; Chordata; Leptocardii; Amphioxiformes; Branchiostomatidae. Gene Ontology annotation, molecular function: sialate O-acetylesterase activity. Bases 20 to 1642 code for a protein of 540 amino acids. The transcript is spliced from 10 exons.
CAAAGGUCAUUAAGUAAACAUGGCAGUGUUCAAGAUGCGCGGGUCUCUUCUUCCUCUAUGUUUUCUGUCUCUGUUGUGUUUUUUGUCCGGUUCUGGCGUUACCGCGCAAGGAACAUUCAACUGGGCCUCCUACUAUGGGAACCACAUGGUACUACAGCAGGGGCCACACAGGGCUGUACUCUGGGGGUAUGGAGAGGUGGGAGCUACUGUCAAUGUCAGUGCCUGGGGCGCAGAAACAGAUGGUUUCUACUCAACAACAGUUUAUGAAGGUUAUGACGGGAGGGGUGUUUGGAAAGUGACGUUGCAGCCGACAGCGGCAGGCGGUCCAUACCAGUUCCAGGGUGUCCACGACAACCAGGGGAUGUUACAGUGGAUCCUGCUGAAGGACGUGAUGUUUGGAGAUGUGUGGGUGUGCAGCGGGCAGAGCAACAUGGAGUUCACUGUCAGACAGGCCUUCAAUGCAUCAUAUGCUAUAGCUGAGGCAGCAGACUUCCCCGACAUCCGACUGUUCACAGCAGACCUGGUCCAGUCAGACAAACCUCUGUAUGACUUGGACAAGAUCCUACAGCCCUGGUCUGUGGCUAGUUCUGACAGUGUUGGAGGUGCAGACUGGAAAUACUUCUCUGCUGUGUGCUGGUUCUAUGGUAGAGAUUUGUACAACCACCUGGGCUACCCCAUCGGACUGGUUGCGACGUCUUGGGGCGGUACACCUGUGGAGGCGUGGUCAUCUCCGACGGUGUUGGAGAAGUGCAACAUUACAAACAGCCAUGAAGAAUCAGAAGACUUGCAGUAUGCAGGCCCGGAGGUGGGAGGGCCCAGUGGACACUCAGUGCUGUGGAACGCUAUGGUUCACCCCCUACUCAACAUGACCAUCACAGGGGCCAUCUGGUAUCAAGGAGAGGCUAACACGGGCCACCCUGACACUUACUCCUGUUCCUUCCCCGGGAUGAUUGACAGCUGGAGGAAGGAGUGGUACAUGGGGUCCGGGGGACAGACGGAUCCAUACUUUCCUUUCGGAUUUGUGCAGCUGUCUACAACUGGCAAACCAAGUGACACCGGCAUGGGCUUCCCUGCCAUCAGAUGGCACCAGACAGCAGACUACGGCUAUGUCCCCAACCCAGCCAUGCCUAACGUCUUCAUGGCAGUGGCCGUGGACCUUCCUGAUGCAAAAUCACCAUUUGGCAGCAUCCAUCCGAGGGACAAACAGGACGUAGCCAGCCGAUUGGUCCUUGCUGCCCGUGCAGUAGCCUAUGGGGAGACUGAUGUGAUGUUCCAUGGUCCGAGACCUGUUAGUGUGUCCGUGGAUGCCUCUACUAAAAACAUUGACUGGAUCUACCCAAAAGACAUGAACAUCACUGUCAAGUCUAAAGAUGGCUUUGAGGUGUGCUGCUCCAAGGACUUGUCGCAGUGUGACAUGACGUCGAAAGAGUGGUCCCCAGUCCCCAUCGUGUCCAGCACCUCCUAUUCCAUCACCCUGCAGCUUAGCCAGGACUGCUGGGAAGACGUCACCUACAUCCGCUACCUGUGGAAGCAGUGGCCCUGCGACUUUCAAGAGUGCGCUGUGUACUCCGCAGAAAACGAUUUACCGGAGCCGCCGUUCUUCGGUUGCAUGUUGGAGCCAGACAAAAAGCCGCCCUGUUAAAAUGGCCAAAUAUGUGCAAUGUUAUACCUCAGUCUGUGAGGUAUUGUUUUGGGGGUCUUUAUUUGUCUGCUUUUACCAGACAAGAUGCACCCUUGCUAGACAGGGAUAGAAUAUGCACAGUCGGUCAAUUUUGGAACAGUCAUAUAUGUCAUGGGAUCAUUGUACGAUAGUUGUUAACUGAUGAAAUUCUCAGGGUACAAUGUAGUAAUGCAUUCAAGUAUUUCCUGCAAAAUUCAGGGUGUUGAGUGCUGUAGAAAUAUUCAAAUAAUGAAUUUCAAAAUAUGUUUUAACAUUUUGUGUUAAUGACAACAAAUUUUCUCAAAACUUCUGGGGCAUUUUGAAGAAUAUGAGUUUUCUCUGGUGGGUAUGACAGUGAGUGAAGUCCGCAUCACCCUUGAUCCCAGCCCUCCCGCAGGUCGGGCUGAAAUCUCAGAAGAUACGUAAUAGGCCAUGCUGUAUUCUAUACGUGUCAUUCCUUAUUGGCAGUUUGUCACAGCUUGUUAGAAAAUUCUGCAACAUAAAAAAUAUAGUUAUACAAGGACCUACAACGUAUGUGACCAUGCCAUCAUCAACUAUCCCGUUUUUAAAAAGUACAGAUUCAUGAUCAUUUACCUUGAAGAAAAAAUUUCCCUGGAUUGUAAAUUUAAUGCUACAUAUUGAUAUUACUAAAUAAAUGGGCAUAUCUGGAAUGAAUUUUAAUCAGAUUAUCCGUGCAUGUGCAUUAUUAGAAAUUAUUGUGAAUUUUAUGCUAGAAAGUUUAAUAGGUGUGUCAGAUGUACAUGUACAGUACCAGAAAUUACUUCUUUUUAUGUAACUCAUUGACUCUGCAAUUUUAUACCAGGAAGUUUCAUCUAUGCCCAAAGUACACCCGCACAGUUUACUUCAAAUGCAAUGUUAGACUAUUCAAGCACCUGGGAAUUUGGGUUCACUUGAAUUGUAUUUGCCAUUUGCCAGUUCAUUUUAUGCAAUUAUGCGGAUGGUGCAAAAAAGAAAAGUUAUUCAGCUGGACUGCAUUGCUACUGGACUUUGGGAAUCCAUGCAAUUAACAGAGGUGUGCAGUUAUCCGUUGUGCAAUUAACUGGUUUCUUCUGUACUGUCAUAAAAAUGAUGGUAAAUAUGACAAUAAUCAUGUGGUGCCAUUUUAUAACAUUGCUUAAUUUGGUAAAGUUAACCAAUAUAGCCUUGAUUGUGGACAAAAGAAUCCAUGCCUUUUAUCUUCCACAACAUUCCCCCAUUGAUUUGAUACACCCUGUCAAAUUCAAUGCUGUUGAUUAUGGAUUGUAAUGAUUUGUGUUUUGAAAGAACGAAUAAUGCAAACAACUUGGAAUAGAAUUGUCUAAUAUUAUUGGUUUUAUGAAUGUUGUCGGAAUGUUGAAUGGAUUGUGACUACAUGUGUACAUUUUAAACUUUCAAUAGAAUUUUUUGUCAUUGCUCUGUGCCUUCUGAAUUAGCAUUGAACAUUGUGCAUUAUGAGUAUUAACUUAACAUGUACUAGAUGUACAUCUACAAUUCUAGAAUUCAAAUUCACUAGAAUGAAUGUAGAAUAUAACCUUGUCAGUGACAUAAAUUAUAAGGAGGAAACUAUUACUGCUAUGCAAAUAUCACUAAGUCACUGUAAACAUUGUCAAGAUUCUUUGUAUGCAACCAAGACUAGUGUUUUAUUCAACCAACAUUUUGGUGACCGUCUGUCACCUUCCUCUGUGCAAUUCUGACUGGUUCACAUUGCACUGCAGCAAAGGUUUCGCUGUAAGUUACAGAUGCGGUCCUAUUAUAACCGUAAAUUGAAAUGUUGGUCCAAUAAAACACUAGAAUCUUGUUAUUCUGCUAUGCAAAUAAGAAUAGAUUGUCAACCUCUUUCAGAGAUGUAUUAAAAUUCACUCUUGGUGCGAAAUAAAGUAUUACCAAAGGCA